This is a messenger RNA of Catharus ustulatus (Swainson's thrush), 1479 nucleotides long. RefSeq names its product poly(U)-specific endoribonuclease-like. NCBI's taxonomy places the organism in Eukaryota, Metazoa, Chordata, Aves, Passeriformes, Turdidae. The record is from RefSeq and is a predicted model, not a curated record. Gene Ontology annotation, molecular function: RNA endonuclease activity.
AUGCCGGCCGCAGGCACCGGCGCGUCUGUCUGUCCGUCCGCCGCCCCGCUGCCGGCCCCUGCCCCCGCCACUGCCCCGGGCCGCGGAGCCGCGCGCUCGCCCCCGCCCCGGCGCGUUCCCACAGCCGGCGGCAGCGCGUGGGCGUCACACGGGCGGGUCACCCCCGCCGGCCGCGCGCCGCGCCCCCGCCCCGCCCGGCCACGCCCCUGCCGCCCCGCCCGCCAAUCGCGGGCGAGCAGUUCCCGGCGCGGGCCAAUGAGCGCGCGGGCCCCGAGCGGCCGCGCGCCCGCGGACGGGGGCGUGGUGCGCGCGACCAACGGCGCGGCGGAGCGGCGGGCGCGGCAGCCAAUGGCGCAGCGACAAGACUGCGGCCGGCGCGCGCCGCCCCGCCCCGGCCCGACCUCAGGGAGGGACCCAUGGCGGCCCCGGCACCGCGGCCGGGAUGGCGGGCUCGGACAGCGGGUCCGGGGACAGCACGGCCCAGGGUGCCUGUUCGGUGACGACAGGUCAGAACGCACUCUGGGAAAACAGAACCUCACAGCUCUGGGCGGCCGCACCGAGGACGCUGGUGCUUGCCGUAGAUCGGCCCCGGAGCGCUCAUCAGCCGGCGUUUCUAAGCUUUUCAAUGAGAUGUGGGAUGCAGAUGUUCACUGCCUUAGGCCUGGGAAAGAUUACACAACUGAUGUGCAGGGAAAAGCAGGUCCAGCACAGCAAGGUGACACUGCUGUCCAAGGCAAUGCAGCCAGACAUCUGUUUCACAAUGUAAAUGAAGAACGCCUGAGGAGCAUAAAAACUUUUGCAACCUUUAUUUCCUUGUUGGACAACUAUAAGACAACAACUGGUGUAGCAGAAGUAGUGACUCCGGAAGAAAUAGUUGAAAACAAUUGUUUCCUUGAUGCUAUCUUAGCAACAGAAGUCAUGAGACUAGCUCAUGACUAUCUGCUGAAAAAAAACCUAGCAAAGCCAAACCUUGCUGAUUUCAAACAUCAGCUUUAUGACAUCUGGUUCCAGCUCUAUGCCUGGAAAGAAGGAGACAGACAUGAUUCUUGUGGUUUUGAACAUGUCUUUUUUGGAGAAACAAGGCAUGGUAAAGAGAUAGCUUUGCACAACUGGGUGCAAUUUUACCUUCAGAAAAAAUGCAACCAGAUUGAUUACAAGGGAUACGUGGCUUGGAAGAACAAAACCAGGCCUGACAAAGAUGAUCAAGUUUUGAGCAUCCAGUUCAGCUGGAAGGGCUCAGUCAAGCCAACUGGAAGCACUUUUAUUGGUGUCAGCCUGGAGUUCAAAUUUGCCCUUUACACAGUCAUUUUCCUGCUGUCUGAAGAAAGAGUCACACAUGAAACAGUGAAGAUAGAUGAGUAUGAGCUACAGGAGGUUGCCUGGCACCACAUUGGAACAGCAUACCUAGUACUGCUCAGCAGCACUGAAGACUAGUGGAGUGAGCAGGAAACUUUUCUUUUUAAAUUGGGGGAAAGGAGG